Messenger RNA from Symbiodinium sp. CCMP2456, 807 nucleotides. The record is from the annotation of a GenBank genome assembly. NCBI's taxonomy places the organism in Eukaryota, Dinophyceae, Suessiales, Symbiodiniaceae.
AUGCUGCCGCCACACCGUCUUGGGCUCCCUUCCCGUCUCGAGUGCCUGCUGCAGGCUGUGCACCCCACAGCUGCUUGCCAGCUGAUGCCACCUGCCUUUCUGGACUCGGCAGCAGAGGCCUGGCGCCAGCAGCUGGGACCCUAUGCACACGUGGCCCACGAAGCCUGCUGGGCCGCGCAGGCGCUGCUUCAGCACUCCACUGCCUUCAGCCUGAGGUCCUCUGGCCGCCUGCUCUCUGUGACCCUGAAGCCCGUGGAGGUGCACCCACCAGCUUGGCAUGAGGGGACCUACGGCCGUGCCGUGGGAGGACGGGUCAGUUUGCAUCUGAAGAACGGAGAAGAAGAUGAGGGGCACAGGCAGCUGGAAGCCAAUUUGCUGCUGGUCCCCUGCCCCAGGCGCUGCGGGCAGCACUUGGUCAUUCAGGGGGGGCUGCGCUCCUUGCCUCUUUGCGCGGAGAUGGGCUCCAACUGCAUCCUUGUGGCAGAGGACUCAAAGACCAAGUGCCUGGUGCGGCCCCCCGCCUGGAUGCAGCAGGAGCUGCCAGUGCAGGCCGUGAGGAUGACCCCUGCCCUCUUGAGGUCGCACCCCACGAGCUGCACCCUGGAGCUCCCGGUGCAGGGAGGAGGGAAGAAGAGCCAGUUCGGGCUGCUGUCCGUGCUCCAGGCUCUGCUGGCGUUGCCCAGCGACACGCGCUGCGCGGAGUGGUUCGAGACGGAGCUCAUCGCCUGCUGGCGCUUCCAGCUCUCCCUGCAGGAGGCCAGCAUGCAGGACUGUGCAUGGGAGAUGGCCACGUGCCUGAGCCAGCAG